Messenger RNA from Andrographis paniculata, 1568 nucleotides. RefSeq names its product exonuclease V, chloroplastic-like. Bases 105 to 1328 code for a protein of 407 amino acids. Gene Ontology annotation, cellular component: nucleus. The transcript has 7 exons. Gene Ontology annotation, biological process: interstrand cross-link repair. NCBI's taxonomy places the organism in Eukaryota, Viridiplantae, Streptophyta, Magnoliopsida, Lamiales, Acanthaceae. The record is from RefSeq and is a predicted model, not a curated record. Gene Ontology annotation, molecular function: single-stranded DNA 5'-3' DNA exonuclease activity.
GGCAAAGCUUCGACCCGAAGUUUCCUACACGAUCCGUUACUUCCCUCGCCCAUCGGCGUCGGCGACGGUGGCUGCAACCGUCACUGCCCCCAACCCCCAACACCAUGACCUCCACACCUCCCCACUCCUCUCCCUCCCACAAUUCAGCUUUCAGAACCGCUGAAAUCCCAAUUGAGAUCAUCCCCGAAGAGGAAAUGGCACUCAUUGAAGCUGCCCUCGCCGCCGCCGCCGCCGCUAUGCCUUCUGCUCCGGUUUGCCGGAAUGCCAAAUCGAUUCGUUCAAUUACUCUAAUGUCCAAGCGCGGAUUAUCGGCGUGCACGGAUAACCGGUCGUCUGAUAUCGAGGACUGCGGCCGCGUCGUCGGAUCGAAUAGCCCUAAUAAGAGUAAGAAAAUUAGGGAAUCGGAACCGUUGCUCUAUCGGUUCCGGAGAGGAAGAGGUCUAUCCGUUACUGACCUUACCGCCACGGAAUGGUGUGAAAAGCAAAUGGAAUACACCUUAUUCUUUGGCAAACCCAAGGCUACAAAAGUUAUGCUAGCAGGGAGCGCCCGUCAUGCAGUUUUGGAAGAGGAGGUGAUACAAAGGGUAAAAGUUAAUGUUGAAUCGGCUGAAGAUGUUUGGGCACUUAAACUUAUGAAUUUUAUUGUUGGUGCAAACCAGCUAUUGUUUGAUGGGUUAACACGUGAGUUACCUUUGGUAGGUUUGGUUGAAGGUGUAUGGAUGGUUGGAAUGCUAGACGAAGUGCGGAUGUCCCAAACAGAAAGAAUUCCAGUAUUAGUUGACACUAAAACUCGGGGAAAACCAACACUUCCACGUGAACCACAAAAGAGAAACGGAAGGCUCCAGUUGAUGUGCUACAAGUACAUGUGGGACAGUUUAGUCACUAAUAAAUUUCCCUCGCAAAAGUUUUUCGAUUUCUUUUCAUUGAAUCCCAAUAAAAUUUUAUCCCAGAAAAUUAGAGAGAAUGCAGCAGGAUCUGGUUUUGCUUCAGAGACUCUCAUCGAUGUGGUAAGAUAUUUCGGAAACAGUUGUUGUUUGCUGCCUCAAGCUCACGACAGGCUACUCCUGAGAUACGAGCUACAAGAAGAUCAAUCCUUACUAGGCGAAGACGAGUUCCCUUAUGAGCUCGACUGGCUCAAGGAUAAAAUCAAGUCUUCUCACGACUUUUGGCUGGGGAAAAGGGAAGCUGAGUACGCUCCAAUCGAGGAGCGCUGGAAAUGCGGAUAUUGCACAUUCAGCAGUGCAUGUCCAGCAAAUUCCAUCCCACCUGGUUCACCGAGCAAGACAGUGAUCGAAUACACUCAGCAAGACAGAGAUCAAAGCCACUAAUUCCAACUGUUCAUGUCCGGAGAACAACAACCCUUGACAAAGUUGGAUGACAUUUAGUAUCCAUGGCUGUGUGUUUUUAUUAUAUAUACAAGUUGGUUAUAUGUCCAAUGUGAGAUCAUUAUUGUUGUUGUAAAAUGUUAACCAUUCUAUUUAUAUAUAUUAUGUCAAUGAUUUGUAUACCAAUAAACAAAUGUAAAUGUCAAUGAUCUUUCUCUAAUGAUAUUGUUGUUUGAGUAUAUA